This is a messenger RNA of Planococcus citri (citrus mealybug), 704 nucleotides long. Its product is annotated as PAT complex subunit Asterix. The transcript has 4 exons. Bases 189 to 518 code for a protein of 109 amino acids. Gene Ontology annotation, cellular component: endoplasmic reticulum membrane. The record is from RefSeq and is a predicted model, not a curated record. Gene Ontology annotation, molecular function: protein folding chaperone. Lineage: Eukaryota; Metazoa; Arthropoda; Insecta; Hemiptera; Pseudococcidae. Gene Ontology annotation, biological process: protein insertion into ER membrane.
ACUGUGUUAUCAAUGACGAUUUUUUCAUUUCGAAUAAUUCAACUAUUUUCAAUCUGAUUUCUGAUUUCUGAAUUUUGUAUAAAACUGUAAGAAAAGUUGAAGUGUGCGACAAACGUUUUUAAUUAACAUAAAUCUUUCUCAAUAAUAAUUUAGCUGUCAAUCGUCUAGUUUACUACUCAUCAAUCAGAAUGCCACCUGGUCACACAGAUCCUCGCAGAGCUGAUAAAAUCCAUAGAUAUAAACCUUUUCUGAAUGGACGAAUUGCCCCUGGAAUUGAUGAUUACAGUGCAGAUUAUGCCAACAUUUUAGCUAUGUUGUUCAGUAUGUUAGGAUUGAUGAUGAAGUUGAAAUGGUGUGCUUGGGUAGCAUUAUAUUGCUCCGGUGUUAGUUUCGCUAAUUAUAAGAUAAAUGAUGACAAAAAACAAAUAUUUAGUAGUUUCAUGUUAUCGUUUUCUGCCUUAGCCAUGUGCUACAUUCAAGAUCCAAGGCCAAUGAAUAUACCGUGGAUUUCUCAUUAAUAUAUCUACGAUGGCUGAAUUUAUAAUACUAAAAAUAUUCCCGGGUUGUUUAUUGGUGUAAUAUGAUGUAUCAAAUGUAUAUAAUGGAGCAAAUGUUUUUAUUCAACUUUUUUUUACAAGCAAUUGUUAUUUAAUUAUUAGUAGUUCUAUGCCUAUUUAUAAAUAAAAAAGAAGUCAUAAAAAUCA